AUGCGUGUCGCUGAGGACUGGACUUUGAAUGACGAACAAUCAAGAGCUUUCCAGAUAAUAGCAGAACACAGUCGACUCAGUAAUCCCGAACCAUUAAGGAUGUUCAUUGGAGGACCUGCCGGAACUGGGAAAUCGAGAGUCAUUAAUGCCUUGAAAGACUUUUUCGUCAAAAGGAACCAGACACGGCGAUUCAGACUUGCCUCUUACAUGGGAGUAGCAGCACGAAAUAUCUUGGGUAUGACGCUACAUGCAUCACUCUUGCUAAAUCAAAGGAAG
Molecule: messenger RNA, 276 nt
Organism: Suillus clintonianus
Lineage: Eukaryota; Fungi; Basidiomycota; Agaricomycetes; Boletales; Suillaceae
Exons: 1
Biological process (GO): DNA repair; telomere maintenance
Molecular function (GO): DNA helicase activity
Source: RefSeq, a predicted model, not a curated record